CCGGUCGAGCAACACACACAAGGCAUAUCGCAUGCAUGUGCAUUCGUUUCGUUUUCGAUUUUACGUUUAUAACGAUAUUCUACCAAACACGAACGGCACGACUUCUUUUAUAGUGAUACUUUCUUGUGAGAUAAAACGCUCGUUCAAGAGUUUUAAAAAGGCACUGUUACCUCAGGAAUUUUAUACUUAAAUCGUUCUAAGUACUUACCCAAAUCGGCGCAAAAUUUAAAAUGUUGAGGAAUAUAAUACUAUCUACCGUCAUCCUGGCCAUCCUAUGCAUCAAUCUUUCAGUCAGUAAACAACCGACAACUUCUAAAAAUCACGAACUCCUUACGAAGUUAGGUCUACAAAGAAUCAGAGGACCGAACAGCCAUCAUAGGAAGAGGCUAGCUGUAGAAUCUAGACACCAUAGUCGAUCAGAUGACUCCCAUAUGUUCAUAGUUAAGUUGCCGCCUCACCCACAUUAUUAUGUGCACAAUAAACCUAACUCCAUUGAUGAUUUAAACAGUAAAAGUAGGAAUGUACCAGUUGGUUUUAAGAAUAAUGGAAAACCCGCCAAAAUCUACCACUGGAAUCUGCCGUUAAUGAAAAAAAUAGCAUCUAGCCAUAAAGCCAAAUCCGAAGACUACCCUAUGGAUUUCAGGCAACCGGAAAGCUGGAACGAGGUCAUCGAUAAACCUAUAAAAGAGAAGAAACCUCAUAAACCUUCAUACUACGUACCAGCUAAGCCUAAAAAAUCAGGAUUCACUAAAUACUUUCCUGGUAAUGGAAAACCACAUUCUUUCUAUGUAAUCGAGAAGAGCAAGAAGGCACAUUAUCACAGGUUACUACCGUAAACGUAAAGUUCAUAAAGACUGUGCAAUAUAUUAUGUAUCUAUAUUAGACUGACCUUUUAAGCU
Psylliodes chrysocephalus is the source of this 899-nucleotide messenger RNA. NCBI's taxonomy places the organism in Eukaryota, Metazoa, Arthropoda, Insecta, Coleoptera, Chrysomelidae. The record is from the annotation of a GenBank genome assembly.